AUGCACGAUUGGCAGGGUCCUGCUCUUUGGAUUUAUAAUAAUGCGAAAUUUACUAAAGAAGAUUUUCAAUCAUUUUUAAAACUUGGUGUUGGUGGUAAAAAAAAGGAUUAUAGUAAAAUAGGACGAUUUGGUCUUGGAUUCAAUUGUGCAUAUCAUAUUACAGAUUGUCCAAGUUUCGUUAGUGGUGAACAUAUCGCCUUUUUAGAUCCACAUACUAAAUUCCUACCAGCUAUAGGCCAUCCACCAAUACGUCGGCGUGGAAAUAUAUUAAAAUUUCUUGAAAAAAGCUUCGACAUUCAUUUCCAAGAUCAAGUACGACCAUACAAAGGAAUUAAAAAUUGUGAUUUUACAAAUGAAUUUGAUGGAACUUUGUUCAGACUCCCGUUUAGAACACAAGAAUUAGCCAAUAUGAGUGAAAUAUCAAAUAAAGUAGAAAGACCUGAUUCAAUAGUUGAAUUAUUAUCUAAAAUUGAAGGAAGCCGAGAAAUGCUUUUUUUAAAAAACAUUAAAUCUUUUAGUGUGCAUAGAAUUACAGACGAUGAUGACGAUGUUGAUAAUCCAAUUUUAAUCUGGAAAGCAAAUAUACGUCUUCCCAUUGAUUUGGGAUCUAUUCGAAGUACCUUUAACAAUAUUAAUUAUGCAAGACCUUUUGAACUAUGUAUAGAAAUAGAGAGUAAUGUUUAUGAAUGUGAAGAUACUGUGACAAGUUCUGAAAAAUGGUUAAUUUGCAAUGGUGAAGAAUCAGAAACAUUGGAUAGGGAUUUACAAAAUCUUUUGAUUAGUGAAGGUUUGAAACCUAGAGGUGGUGUUGCAAUGCUUUUAGCUCAAGCAGACAAGCCAUUAGAUAAAAUUCAUAAUGGUAUUCAUUUGGAACCACCGAAUCUCAAAGGAGAUAUUUACGUAUAUUUGCCACUUCCAAUUAAGACAAAUUUGAAUGUACACUUAAAUGGUGAAUUUUUAGUGACUAAUGAUCGAAGCAGUAUUCUACAAUUGGAUAAUAAAUCGACACAGUCGGGAGAUACUGAAGGAAUAAUUCUUAAGUGGAAUCAAUAUAUUUUACAAAAAAUAUUGCCUACUUUACAUGUUAAAUUAUUGGAAUAUAUUGCAAAAGAAGAUCAUAAAAGAUUCAAAGAAUUUGAGGAUGAUCCAAAUAAUUUUGAUGCCUAUACUACCACACAUUUUUGGCCUGUUAUUAAUAAUGAUGUUAAUUUUAGAAUUGACACAAUAUACAAACAAUAUGGUUUAAAAGUAUUACGAAAAUUAAUUGCAAAAAAUAGUAAAAUUUUUUGGACAGAAGCAAAUGGUGGCAAAUUUGUCAGCACUGCAGAAGCAUUACUUUUCGACGAUAAAGAAGAUAUUGAUAUACAUCUUUUUACACAAAUAGGAAUUCCAAUUGUUAAAUUGGAAGAGAAAAAGUUGAAAAAUUUUGAACCGAGAUUUGGAAUGAAAUUUGAUCAUCAGCUUUUUGACGCAGAUAUGGUUUGCGAUUCAUUAAAACAUGUGGACAAAGAUCUAUUAAAUCAUCAACAGAUAUUCAAAUUUUUAAAUUUCAUCCUUAUUACGAAGGAAAAAUCAUAUGAAAAAUUAUUGAAAUUACCUUUGGUUCCGUUAUGUAAUGACGAUGUGGGUGACUUUGGAGAGAGUUCAUAUUUUAUCGAUCAAAAUGGAGAAUGUAAAUAUUUAUUCCCAAGCGCGUAUUCCAAUUCAAAAUUCAUUUGUAGUAACUUACCAAGUAAACUCAAAAAGAUUUUUCGUGAAGCGGAAUUCUCAAAAACAUUGAAAAUUAAUGAAGUAGAUGCAAAUGCGAUUUUAGAUCUUAUAGGCUAUGAAUUACCUGGUGUAGAUUUUCACUGGGAUCCGGAAUCUAGUUCCAUACCAAAUCGUAAAUGGCUUGACUGUAUAUGGAAAAAAUUAAUGUUUGCCGAUUAUGAUUAUUCAAAAUUGAAAUUAUAUCCUCUACUCGCAAUGACCCACCCAAGUCAUCAACUUGUCGUACCAAAUCCUACAUGUCCAUUAUUAUUAAUAGAUAAUGAAGAAGAUUUGGUCUUUAAAGUUCUGACGAAAUUAAAAGUUCGUUUUACUGAUAUGAUUUUCCCUAAAAUUGCAAAUCCACAUCUUCAACAGUUCAUUGUUGAAUGGAGCUUUACAAAUGUUCUUAAAGCGAUUGAAAAUAUAGCCGAUAUAUCCCAUUUAGGAAUUAAAGGAUUAUUUGCACAAGCUGAUUUGACUGACAAAGACAUAGAAGUGAUAAGAUCAUUUGUCAAAAAACAUUUUAAUUUAUUUGGAAGAUCAACAAAAAAAGAAAGAGUUAAACCUAUUCUUAACAAAUUGCGAAUUUGGCCUGUACAUUCAUCAACUCGACGUGAUUAUGUUGCAGUUGUAGAUGGUUUAUUAUUACCAAAAACUCUUCAAAAAGUUUCUUUCCAGGUUGACACUAAUUAUUUUUUGACAGAAAGUGACCAUGAAUAUAGCAUUUUAGUUGAAUUGGGUGCCAGUACUGUUGAUUCCUACAUUUUUUUGACACGAGAUUUAUUGCCGUACAUUCCAAACACACCAGAUCAAGAUUAUGUUGAGUUUUUAAUAAAUAUUUUAUUGUUAAAUGACCUAAAUAUUGAAGAUUAUUUCAGAUAUAAACAAUCAAGAAUUCCGAACAAGACAUUAUCCGAAUAUCGUAAAGCAAAUGAAUUGUAUAACGAGAAUGUGCCAUUAUUUAGGUCAAUUUUUAGAGAAUCAAACAGAUUUUUGCCUGAUAGAUUGCAAAAUCAUUCAGAAUGUUUGGAGGCUUUAAGAAGAAUGGAUUUUAGAAAUAGUGUUAAUGGUGAAUCGUUAGUAGAGUGUGCCGAGGAAAUCGUUAGGCAUAUCCAAUCUGGAGACACUCCAUUUAAUGUUGUUAAACAAAAGGCUAAAGAUCUUUUAGAAUAUUUUUAUCGAUACCACAAUACAGAUUUACUGAGAAGGGAUCAACUCGAUCGUUUUUUAAAUAUUAACUUUGUUCCAGUAGCAAGAAACCUAGAUUUCCCAUAUAAAGAAACUGUAAAAAGUGAUAUAUAUUAUGAAUCACUCAAUUCUAUAUGUUUUCAAAGACAUCGUGAUUUAUGUUGGACCCAAGUUUGUCUGAUUGAUCGAAGUAUUGAACCACUGGACUCAUUUUUUAUUGCGGGAUUAGGUUUUCCAAAAUUCCAACAAAUAUUUGACCAUUUGUGCUAUUUAUCAUUAGAAUCACGGAAAGAAACUAUAAGUGAAGACGAACUUCAAGAAACUUUUCAAACAGAUGAGCCUGUAUUUUUAAAUGGCGAGAAUCCCUUUACAGAUAGUUGGAAAAGUGGAAAUCAACUUGUAUUUGAUAUUCCGGGGGACAUUGAUAACAAUUUAUGCAAAGUUAAACCAAAUCUGGAGCCAUACAAAAGAUUGUUAAAGGCUUCUGGUGCAAAAGAAUUGAAAGGGAUUAAUUAUAAAGUAAAAGUUGGUGAAUAUUCUCAACGAGAUAAGUUAUUAAAAAGGUUAGAUGAUGGUUUGGCUGGACAUCCGGCUACUCGUCAUCAUGAUGUGAUAUUUAAAGUUGGAGAUGAAGAAAUGGAAGAAAUUGGUGCAAAUAGAUAUGUUUUAUCUGAAGAAUCAAUCGAAUUCCAAAAGGUUUAUGUUGAAUUGACGGAUAUAAAACCUGAAGGGUUUAAAAUACUUUUAAGAUGGCUGUAUGGGCAAUCAUUAGAUGAAUUGAUCAACGAGCUUGCGAAAAAAAAGACAGAAGUUGAUGAUUAUGAAAGUUAUUACUUGAAAUUAUUACUUGGAAUUUUAAAAUAUUCUGAUAUGUAUGUUAUUGAUGAGUUAAAAGAAAGAUUAGAAGAAAAGAUUUUGAUUAGUCGUUAUAUUGGGCCCGAUAAUGUUAUAGAAGUCAAGGAAUGGGCAGAGGAUAGCAGGGCAAAUCAAUUGGUUGAACGAUGCAAUCAAUAUAUUGAGGACAAUGAAGAGUUGAUAACGAUGCAAAGAAACAAUGAUAUUGGAGAUGCCGGCGGAAAGACGCGACAAGAAAAAGGAGAGGUAUUAUUUGAAAAUACGCGACAAGACAAAGGGGAAGUAUUAUUUUAA
Entrophospora sp. SA101 is the source of this 4086-nucleotide messenger RNA. The record is from the annotation of a GenBank genome assembly. NCBI's taxonomy places the organism in Eukaryota, Fungi, Glomeromycota, Glomeromycetes, Entrophosporales, Entrophosporaceae.